GUUGGUCCUGUCUCUUCUCUUUAUCUUUCGCUGCGGUCUCUCCUUUAUUUAUUUUUAUAUAUCUUCCUCAGCACCGUUAGAUCUCUUCAUCCUCCACUCUUUGUUCUCUCCGUUUCUUAUUUUCUGAUUAUAUCUCUUCCCUCUUCUGCCACCCUUUUAUCCCAUCCCUUCUCCACUCUUUCGUUUUCUUUCUCUCUCUCUCUCUCUCUCGCUCAUUUUCUGUCACAUGCACGUAUUCACGUACACACAUCGUCUUAUUUCGUUGCUCCGCUAGUACAAAGACCGACUGGACGGUCAGUCUCGUACCAGUUAGCAUUCGUUUUGGACGUGUGCGAUCAAACAAACGGCAGCGGCGAAGUCGUUCCAUAGUGAGACCCCGCAAAGACAUAUCUUUUGAAAGUGAAUCUCGAGUCUCGAUAAUACGGAAGAGCUAAAGGAUUUUCAGAGAGAAGGAGAAAAAAUUCGGUUCCCGAAAUUCGCGAUUGUCUCGUGAAGAGUUGAAUACCCCUUCAUCGUCGUUUCAAAGAUUGACGAGAUGGGUAUGAUAGCGCGCGUGAGGCGUCGCGUCCGCGCGAACUCGCUGACGGUCGACAAGGAGAAAACGGCGCAAAGUGUCUGCCUUCUAAGCGCGGUUCUUCUUCUGCCCUAUUGCCCGCGCGGCCCGCUGCCGCUUCUGCCGUCGCCCGCACCGGUCCUGUAUUCAGCCCUCGUCCUGCCGGUCGUCUUAAGCGCGAAUUACAGGUACCCGGUCCCGACCCUCAAGACUCUCGCCGAGGCGGCCAAAGAUGGAGCCAAGAGAGCCUGGCAUCCCUUGAAUCGCUUCCUGAGACGGCUGUACGCGCCGGUGGACCGCGCGGAGAAUCUCUUCCUAAAGAUGCGCAAUCUCUCCGUCAUGGCGAACCAGAUAGUGUUCCUGAUCCUGGCCGACAAGGUGCUGCUGCCGCAGCAGAGGCUGACCUGCCUGUACACGCUUAUGUUCUACAACGUGAUAGCCUACUGUGUGAGCUACAUCAAGGAGCUGAUCCAGAAGGAGGACUGGUCGCCAUACGUCACCCUGACUGAGCGAUCCAAGAUCAAGCAUCUCGCGAUGUCGGCCACCAAGAUCGUGCUCGAGUGGACCAAGGCGGUGACGUUCGUCGUCACACUGACCUUCAUGCUUCUCGUGUUCGGACUGGAGCAAGGUCUUGAUAACUACAAACCCUCAAUGAUCUACACAGUGAUCACGUGGAUUUAUUAUUCGGCGACGGAGAAAGUUUUCGUCGAGAUGUUCCCGACGAUCCUGGGCUUCCUGCAGCUGGAAGCGUUGGAGAACAUCGAGAAUCUGUACGCGCCGGUGAUACUUCGUUGCUUCACGAUCGCCAUGUCGGCGAUCUUCAGCGUCCUACUGUUGCCGUCGGCUUCUUGGAGGUUCCUGAUGGUCGCCACGUAUCUGAACGUGUAUCUGCGAUGGAAGGAACUGGCGGCGAAUUCGGGCGCGGUGCUGCGACGGGAACGCGAGGUGCUGAAUCGCUACAGGAAGGCGACCGUCGAGGAAAUCGAGAGGUUCGACGACGUGUGCGCGGUGUGCCUGUGCGGCAUGACGAAGGCCAGGGUGACACCCUGCCAUCAUCUUUUCCACGCGGACUGUCUGCGACAAUGCUUGAAGACCAGCGACAAAUGUCCCAUGUGCAAACGCGAGCUCAAGUUCGACUAGAUUUAAACGACACGUCGGGAAAUAUAUAUACUCUUUUAAUUGCCUCCAGAAAGAUUUACGAGAUUCUCGGAACACGCCGUGUCGAAGAAGACGAGGGAAGAGGGAGACGUAUGUGGAUGACAUUUCGCGUCUGGAAGAUUUACGCCGUCUUUUAUAUAUUUCGAUUUACGACGUCAUUGGCGUCGAAAAGAUUUACAGCGUCUUUUUAGUUUUCUGAAGGGUUUAAGAGAAGAUUCAGGACGACAUUCUUGAACCCUUGUAUUAUUCGAGGAAAGAAAUCAAACAGAGAGGGAGGAAGAGCUUGCGAUAUUGUGGAAUAUCGGUAAUAUUCGCCUGGGGAAUGCAUGUUCCUUUAGAUAUACUUUACUGUGAUAUAGAUCAACAUCAUACACAGAAAAAAAGAUGUGUUAAAUCAAGACUUAUAUACUUGUAUACAUAUAAGCAAGAAUCUGUAAUCUUUU
Messenger RNA from Temnothorax curvispinosus, 2154 nucleotides. Its product is annotated as ERAD-associated E3 ubiquitin-protein ligase HRD1B-like. Lineage: Eukaryota; Metazoa; Arthropoda; Insecta; Hymenoptera; Formicidae. Gene Ontology annotation, cellular component: endomembrane system. The coding region runs from base 536 to 1693 and encodes 385 amino acids. Gene Ontology annotation, molecular function: ubiquitin protein ligase activity. The record is from RefSeq and is a predicted model, not a curated record. The transcript is spliced from 4 exons.